Messenger RNA from Leptomonas pyrrhocoris, 3313 nucleotides. RefSeq lists its product as hypothetical. Bases 434 to 3313 code for a protein of 959 amino acids. Lineage: Eukaryota; Euglenozoa; Kinetoplastea; Trypanosomatida; Trypanosomatidae. The transcript has a single exon. The record is from RefSeq and is a predicted model, not a curated record.
AGUACUCCUACUUGGGGUAGCGCAGACAAAGAGAGACGCUGCUUCCCUUCUUGUAUUUUCUUUUUUUCACAUACACCGGAAAGUGCGUUCAUCUGCGUCAAGAGAGCUGCUCCAUAUUUUUAAUUACUUUUAUUCCUAUUACUAUUGCCUCUGACGCAUAACCACAUCGUUAGAACCUCGUGCACGUACAGGUGUGUGAAGCGCUGCGGCCAGCGAUCUGUGCCACUCCUCCGAUACACAACUCCUAUAUGUUUUGUUUUGUUGGAGUACGUAUGACACUGCGCGGAAAAGGCUCAAGACGAAGGAGAAUGCCUGUUGCACUUCCUCGGUUUCUUUAGAUUCUCUUGCAUUUAAAAUACUAGAUUAUACAGUUAGAAUUAUUUGUUGCUGCUGCUGUUGACCCUCUCACCAACUCUGCUGCCGCCGGACUCCCAUGUUGAACCCACCGGCGUACCGGGCCGCACUGCUCGACCAACUCACAUCAGCAGCCGAAGCGCCGUCUCAAUCAGAAGACAGCAGCGCGAGCCACGGCGAAGAAGACGAAAAACGAACCGACGUCAACAGCGUUGCUCGCGGUGCCCCGUCUUCGAAACUGCGAUUUCCUCGAGUCACACCCCUUGUGCGCGACGAUGCCACCCAAGACACGCGCAUGAGUGGGUAUCGUGCCGAUGAAGGGCAACCAGUGGCGCACACUCUUGUAGCUGCGCACGCACCACAGCAGCGGAGCGAAGACCGGCCCUACACCGUCGGAUAUGGUAGCCUUGUGGAGCGCGAGAAGGACCGGUCUCUUAUUCUGGAUUUCAUUGACAACUGCAUACGCUCUGGUGUGCCCGAGGAAACCAUCGCGGAGCAGGUGCAGUUCAUGGUAGCCUCCAUGAAGGAGUCUCUCGCCCUGCACGCCGCCCUGCACGCGCAGCGGCACAAGGAGCGCAUACGCGAGUACGAGCUGGGUGCGUUGACUAACAUGCUCGAGCGACAGCAACUUCAACUUCAACAGCAGCAACAGCUACCAGCGCCAAGCACCCAGUAUGAAUACCCGCUAGCAUCACCUCCCGUGUCGCUGCAGCUGUCCCCGCCGCCUCCGCUCGUGUCUCGGCGCCCAUUCUUAGACUCUUCUCCUCAUCCUUCCUAUCCUGCGUCGACGAGUCGCGCCUCGCCGCAGCGCAGAGAUCCGUCCCCGCCGCGUGACGACUCGUCGCUGUCGCGGGCCGGCAUGCGCCGUGGCAGCGCAGGCAGCUCUUCCGCGCUGCCCUCACCCUUGCCCAUUUCCACGUGGCGUCCGCCUGCACCAGCCAGCAACGAGGAAAAUAUCCGGCCUGCUGUGCAGCCGACAUCAGUUCAACGACGAGCGCACAAGGCGGAGGAGGAAAGGAGAGGGAGAAGAAGUCUGAAAGAUGCCAUGAGCUCUCACGCGUCUUCGCGCCGCUCUAGUAUUCGCAGCUCCUCCUCCACGACUGCGAGGACGCACGCCGCCCACCACCACCGCGGUCACCACGCGCUCUGUGAUGUGUGUCUUCGCAACGCAACGGAGACGAUGGCGGCAGCAGAAGGCGCGGCGGAGAGAACAUCGCCCGUUGCCUCCGCCAAGGCACCACGAAAGAACGCAAGUACGUCGAGCAGGACAGCACGCACACCCGCGCGUCGGUCUUCUCCCACGGCGUCCCGACAGCGGUAUCAACCACAGAGGCAUUACAUGAAGCCGACACACGCCAGCCUCGUGCGGCGCGCCUCUCCGUCAUCGUCCCCGGUACAAGUAGAGCAAACACCCCUGACAUCACACGCACCAUCGCGGAUGACCUCACCCGCUGCUCGACCGCUGCGAAAGGCUCAUGGGACGCCACUACGUAAACUGGUGGUUCGAUCCACCUACAGCAGUCGCCUUCGUGCAGCCGCCUGCCGUCCGUCAAACUCCUCGGCGGAGGCGAGCGCAAGCGACGUAUCGGCCGUCGACGAAGAAGAGCACCGUCACGACGACGACGUCGAAGGUGAAGCGAGCCAUCGCGGUGACUUCUGCAGUGACGUUGACGAAGUGGACGGCCGCAGAAGCGACCUGCGCGUUCGUGUUGAGAGCCCAAAAGUGGUGCCAAGACACGAAGCGCGACAACAGGUCGACGUGUGGGCCAGGCAAGACACGAAAAGCGGCCACAAAAUGGCUGCCCUCGACUUGUAUUCCACCGACUCGCCCUCCGCUUUAACUCGGCCUCGUGCAGCAGCAGCAGCAGCAGCAGUCACGCAAAUUGGUGGUUCGGUUAGUGCUCGCCAGACGGCUCCGUUGACCUCCUUUCCUCAGCCUUCUCAAACGUGGAGGCCCUCCAUCGAUCCUGAGCCACCGAGGUCUUUCAGCGCUGUAGGGAGCUCAGGAGAUGCCGCACCGCAGCAACGACACAGCAGCAGCUUCAUGAAUGCCACCACUUUGCAGUGGGAGCAGAAGUCGCCGUCGUCACCACCGCCCGCCUCCGAGACCCAAACGUCAGAGGAGCCCACGCAACGGCAUGCGCAGGAGAGCAGCCAUGAUGAAGCCUCUCGCCGACCUCGCAGGGACCCACCGGUGCAUCCACCGUCGUCAGCUGCGUCCUCCUCCGGCGCGUCCACCACCGCCCAGUCACGACAAAAGUUAUUCACAGACAACAAAGCUGCUCUCUCGGGCGCACGCACCGCUCCGAAUGACGACGUCUCUCCUGCGCUGACGUCUCGCACCUCCGUUGUGGUGGUGGACAGCGACAUCGACGGCGAUGCUGGCAAGGCGGUGUGUGUGACGAGUCCUGCGCUGCAACUUUUCUUGGAGAGGAGUCAGCGGAAGGUGCGAGAGACGGAGAGGGUGCUGGCCCGCACACCAAGCCCUGCUUCGGGGCGACUGAGUCCGUCGCGCACCUCCACCAUCCACCUCUCCCCGCAGCCCCAGUGGCAUCCGCAACCGCCGCAACCACAACACCGCUCUUUUCAGGAGCUAGUGAGCAGCUCCCACGCCUCAUCGUCCUUAUCACCUCGUCAUCGAGAUGCGCGGAGCUCGCUGUGGUCCGAUCGGUCACUGGACGCUGUUCGGGGGAAGCAGCAGCAGCGUUUGCAAGAGCUGCGCAAUCGACUUCGGGACUACGGCACGCCGGGUGGGCACGACGUGAGGGAAGCCAACGCAGUGAAGCGACACGACGAGACCACCUUUGCUUCUUCUGUGGCGUCGUCUGCAGCACCGUCGCAGGACCCGCAUCUACGGUUUCAAGUGCACGGUGUGGCGCCUCUCUCCACCUCGCCGGAGAACUCGCCGCUGGUUCAGAUCUCGCCCACUUCAUCGGAUGAGGACAAGGAUGAGCUGUAA